Molecule: messenger RNA, 1599 nt
Organism: Homarus americanus (American lobster)
Lineage: Eukaryota; Metazoa; Arthropoda; Malacostraca; Decapoda; Nephropidae
Product: histone-lysine N-methyltransferase 2D-like
Exons: 5
Coding region: 160-1599 (479 amino acids)
Source: RefSeq, a predicted model, not a curated record
UGAGUGUGCUGACAAGUCCGUUUAGUCACUCAGUAGUGUGCUGGAAGGGAAGGAAGUCUGGUGUGUCAUACGAUCCGUCACCCUGGCUGUCUCAACGUCUCACGUCGUCGUCUCUGCCAAAAUUAUUCAGUUCUGCCACCGCAGUUGUUAAGAGCCACCAUGAGACUGGAAAUGUUGGUGACCACUCUCAUCCUUAACUGGGGGAUCAUGGCAGCGGGAGCCAAGGUGCCCAACAAGGAAGCUGUUGCCUCCUGCACCUUCUCUGACCUGCCGGGGGCGGUCAAGCACCUGGUGAAGGAGGACCUGGCGGCCUGGACCUGUAAUGGUUAUCCCAACAUGGUGUGGGACUCUGGUGAGGUCAUCAUCACGGCCUCCUGUAACUCUCAACAUGAACUGGACAACAAAUGUGUUCUCGCCAGGCCGGAGCAGAAGAUAGGCCAAUGUCCACCGAUAAACAGCCGACCCACCAAUGCUACCCUCAAGUACCAGUUUCAACACAAACUAGACCUAGGACACGAGCAGGAACAGGUAUACGGAGAGUACUAUGAGUGCCUGGGUGACCUCAAGUGGAAGUCUAAUUUUGGGUUCAGAGGCCGCCUGACUCAGUGCUACGCCGGCAAAUGGACUCCAGUGUAUGACGUCUGUGAGGAGGAAUGUAAACUACCCUCCACCUGCUCACAGCUGAGGGAGAUGGGAUUCAACAUCUCUGGGCAUUACUACCUGGUGCCACCUGAAGAUGAGUCCGGUACUGCACAGAUGGUGUGGUGUGACUUGGACGGCCCAGAGGAACAACCUGAAGAAGCACAGUACCUGAAGAAGGCCCCACAAAAUCUGCACCUGAAGGAACCACCAAAGGAAGAAGAGAAGGAAGAGAAGAGGGAGGAAGAGAAGCCACAGCACAGGCAGAAGCUAGAGAAGAGGAAGCAGAGGAAGCAAGAACAACUGAAAAAGAUGGAGAAACUGAAGGAGGAAGAGGAGAAGAAGAAGAUGCUAGGGCAGGAGAAGUACCACCACCUACAGCAGGAACAGCACCACCAGGAGCAGGAACAGAACAACCAGGGGCAAGAACAGCACCACCAGGGGCAGGAACAGCACCACCAGGGGCAGGAACAGCACCAUCAGGGGCAGGAACAGCACCACCAGGGGCAGAAACAGCACUACCAGGGGCAGGAACAGCACCACCAGAGGAAGGAACAGCACCACCAGGGCAGGAACAGCACCACCAGGGGCAGGAACAGCACCACCAGAGGAAGAACAGCACUACCAGGGCAGGAACAGCACCACCAGGGGAAGGAACAGCACCACCAGGGGCAGGAACAGCACCAGCAGGGCAGGGAACAGCACCACAGGGCAGGGAACAGCACUACCAGGGCAGGAACAGCACCACCAGAGGAAGGAACAGCACCACACAGGGGCAGGAACAGGGCAGGAACAGCACCACCAGGGGGAACAGCACCACAGGGCAGGAACAGGGCAGGAACAGCACCACCCAGGGGCAGGAACAGCACACCAGGGGCAGGAACAGCACCACCAGGGGAACAGACACUAGGGGCAGGAACAGCACACCAGAGGAAGGAACAGCACCACCAGGGGCAGUAA